Messenger RNA from Anneissia japonica, 5761 nucleotides. RefSeq names its product zinc transporter ZIP1-like. Bases 242 to 1201 code for a protein of 319 amino acids. Gene Ontology annotation, molecular function: zinc ion transmembrane transporter activity. The transcript has a single exon. NCBI's taxonomy places the organism in Eukaryota, Metazoa, Echinodermata, Crinoidea, Comatulida, Comatulidae. Gene Ontology annotation, biological process: zinc ion transmembrane transport. The record is from RefSeq and is a predicted model, not a curated record. Gene Ontology annotation, cellular component: plasma membrane.
GACCUAUUGUAGCGGUUAAAAUGUGCAUGUCGUUUAUUAGAUAUCAAUAUGUCUACUCAAUUAGACCAUGGAGCUAUCAUUAUAGCUGCAUGAUUAGACACUUUCUCUGUCAUUAAACUAUACGAGAUGAGAGUUAAAGUAGACGGUAGAGAUUUAUAUAAUCGCAGGGCCUAUCUUGUGUCUAACUAGUCGAUCGUUCAACGCCGAGGAGGAUUGAUAAGAUAUUUCAAAAUUGUACAUCAUGGACGAGCAGGGCUUAAAAUUACUUGCUAUUUUCUGCUUAUUGAUAAUUGCAUUAAUAUUUGGAUUAGCGCCUCUCUACUUUGUGUGGCGAUAUCAAGACGAAAAUCAAGGUAGUCGGUAUCAAUUGUGUUUUUCCCUUCUGAACGCCUUUGCCGGCGGCGUGUUUAUGUCCAUCGCACUGUUACAUCUACUACCCGAAGUGCGUCAACUUCUCAUGGACGCAUUCAUUGCAAAUGGCAAGACGUACGCGUACUCAUGGGCAGAGUUUAUUGCGUCAAUUGGGUUCUUUUUCAUUGUGUUCCUGGAGUUUGGAGUUGAAUUAUGCCUCGAAAAAUUAGGUGUAGAAGAUCAAGAUAAUGAACAUUUGGCUUUUGCUUCACACUCGCAUUCACACAGCAUUGGUGAUGUAGGCCUAUACAACUACGAUACUGUUUCAGAAUUAAAUAAUGAUAAACACACUCCUGAUGAUGACGGAAUUAAUUCGAUUGCUUCAGAGGAACAUCCGGGGAGCAAUAUAGUGAUUCGCGCAUGUGUUCUUCUCCUUUCGCUAUCCGUGCAUUCUAUCUUCGAAGGGCUUUCACUAGGACUUCAAGCAAGUAAGGAAGGGGUACUAGAAUUAUUCAUCGCUAUUUCUAUACACAAGGGUAUUGAGGCGUUGGGAGUUGCAGUGAGUGUUGCUCAGAGUCGGACAAGAACCGCAAUUAAAGUGAUUUGUAUGGUUUUCUUUUCCUUGAUGUCACCCAUAGGAAUCAUAAUUGGGAUGAAGAUUACAUCCUCCGGGACAAGUUCACAAGGCAUGGUAACGGGUGUUCUACAAGGAUUAGCUACCGGAACUUUCCUUUAUAUUACGUUUUUAGAGCUUUUGCCUCGUGAACUAAAAUCCAAGACAUAUCGUCUGCCUAAAAUUAUGGCGGUAUUGCUGGGAUUUUUAUGCAUAGCCGGCAUUCAAGCAAUUUAGACCUUGUUUUUUUUUUUAUAACGAUUUUUAAAAAAUGAUCAACGUGCUACCACCAGAUUAGUCGACUGAGCUAAGCUGCGUUCUCGCAUGUGCAGAUGACUUUAAGUGACGUCAUUACGUUCCACGUCUACCAUCGUCAUGCAACCGAAAGCUCCCGUUGUUAGUCUUGGAUAGACCUGAGUGACGUUGACUGCUACUGUACUGAAUAUUUUAAGGGAUGAAAGUUCUAUUAAAAGGUUGACUGCACUAAUAAAAACAUUUUUCCAGUGAAAUUAGCAUGCAUUGAAGUACUGUAUGAUGCCGACGAAGGGUUAUACUCGAACCAAAGAAUAAGGAUGAUGUCUUUAAGCCUGGUUUGCAUACAAUCGCUACAAUGUCGCUCAGAUUUUAUUUUUUUUUUACUGCAGCCUCGCAUGCACUGCUGCUCCCGACUCAAUCCGGAACGUUCCCAGAUUUAACUGACCAAUCAGUUGAAUCUCGGAAUGAGCAGUGGCGGCAGGAUUUCCCCGAGGGGGGUUCCAAAGUCCUCGACGUGGGGAGGGGGAGGCUGAUGUCUUUGACGAGAAAAAAGUUGGCGUGGUCGAACUUCGCUAAAAACCUUUCGAAAGUGGUCCAGGGGACGUAACCCCCCGAAAAUAUGACAAUUUAGGGGUUUCCAAAGGCUUAUUAAUAUGUACAAAAAACAUAUUGUUUUUAAAUUGUGGGUUUUCUCCCCGACAGCGGAUGGGGGAUCCCCUAGCUCACCCCCACCCCCGUAGCACCGCCACUGCAAAUGAGUCGGCGGUGUUAGCGUGUAGCGAUUUUUUACGGAAACCAGGCUUACAUAUUUCAAUUAUUUUUAUUUUCCGUUGACUACCAAUAGUUUUUUUGUUUUAAAUUUGUAUUGUUCGACAAUGUAAUGUAUUUUAAGGUAAAAAAUGCAAAAUAAGAUCUAGGCCUAUUCCGUUAAAUAAAUUCACACAUGAGAAGCCGAUGAAACGGAGUACUGUAUCUGGGUUUGUCAACAAGCAAAGCUUCGACCCACCGGCAUUCAUUACCGAGCCAGUAACCAGGUUUAUUUUAGGGAGUUUAGGCGUACCUAGAAGCCAGAGGGGGUGGGAUGAAACAUUUCCACAAGAUAGGCCUAAUUACUUAUACUCAGUUAACUCUUUUCGUGCAACACUUCUUAAACUGUACAUAGGCCUAGGUAGUAAUGAGAUUAUUUGCACAAAAUGCCGAAGUCUCCAUGCGCUAAGCGACACAAAAAGAAAAUAAAAAUUAUAUAUUCUAAUAAAUAGGCCUAUAUAGCCCUAUAAUAUAUAUAAACCAAUUACAAAGAUCAAACAGCAUUGUCAAUGCCUUAUUGUAUACAAACGUUGACAAUUUCUAAAUAAAAAAAACUAGUCUGAGAUUACAAACCUUCGCACGAUAUUAUAUUUUAUUUUUCAUAGGUUUUCUUUUUUUUUUUUUUAAAUUAGAACUGCAGAUUAAAAACAUUUUAAAAUCUGCAUCUUAGUUCUCCAAUCCACCGCAAAUGGAGGCCUAGCGUAAGCCUCAAGUAGCAUGACCAUCAGUCAAGCUUACACGCCUUCCAGGCUGCUUCCAGUACACCGGCCAGAAUUUAAUAACACAUGUUUGGUCUACGGUCGAUCCGUUUGAGUCAACCCGGCCCAGCCAAUGACUGGGGCGAACGAUCGGCUUGAGUUUGGCUCUGUCAGCUGCGACCUAAAAGUGUAUAAACUCUACAUCUUACUUCUGAUGAGCAAAAAAUUUGGGAUGGACCGGGAUACAUUUAAUACUGUCAGUGAAAAUUUGAGGUUAAACGGUUCAGUAGUUUUUGAGUUAUGCUCCCGGAAGGACAAACACACAGACAGACACCUCCCCCCCCUACACACACAGACGGAGCUCACUGCAAUACCCUCUUUCCCUACUUCGUUGGGGCGAGGGUAAUAAAUAGAGGUUACAGUUUCCAAAAUAAAAACCAAAAACACGCUAUCGCCGCCUCCUUUGAAUCAGGAGAGUUUUGCAACGAUUGCGGUAAAAAAAAUAUAAAAAAAACAAAAAAACUGUAGCGACAGCGUAGCCGUAUCGAUUGUAUGGAAACUUGGGGGGGGGGGGGCUACAAUUUUUUUUCCAAAUGUUAAAAGCCGCAAGCUAGUCCUUCUCCAGCAAUUUUGUUUUCUCUAUCAAUGUUAAUUUUCUCAAUACAUUUCAGAUGGUAGAGAGAGAUUGAUUAUGUCAAUGAAGUCUGAUGAUGAAAAGAAACAAUGAAUCAAACAAGAUUGUGUAAACAUGAUUCUGAUCUGAAUACAUGUUUAAAUGAUCUGAAAUAACAACCAAUUAUUAAAUUAUUUAAAUGAAAUUCAAAUAAUAAUAUUCUUAAUUCCCAAUAAAAUCAUCUGACGUAAUCCAAUGAAGUGAUGGCACAAUUGCAAAACACCUAUAAAUACUCCAAAAUCUUACACACACACUUAACAACUACCGUACUUAAGCAUGCGUAGAGGCGUCAGGCCAGGCGUUGAAACAAAGUAAAACAGUGAUUAUAUAAAUAUAUAAUAAAGAAGAGGAAAUGGAGAUGGGCAGGUCACAUAGCAAGGACGGACGGAUAAUAGAUGCACAAGAAAAGCAAUGGAUUGGGUGCCAAAAAAUCGAGUCAGGAGGAGAGAUAGACAGAAAAGAAGGUGGAUGGAUGAAACACGAGAACUCAAAGGCAUUGCACGGAGGAACGGAGCACAGAACAGAGAAGAAUGGCAAGUCGAUAAACAGUCUUUCCUUCUGCAGUGGAGCGAAAUAACUAAAUGAUGAGGAUGAUGAUAUAUAAACACUGUAAAUACACUCCCACCCGUACAUAAUAAACAACAUAAAUCUUUAAUAAUGCAAUAAAACAAGGAAAACCUUCUCUAUCAAGAUUACAAUUUUAAUGAUCAAGAGAAACAAAAUAUUCUUUUUUAAGUACAGAAAUAUAACAAUCAUUUUAAAUAUAUAAUAUAUAGAUAUAUCUUAGUCUAGCGUAAAAAUAAGGCUAUUUCUCCAUGUUAAGUUACUACAGGCAUUACACCAGCAGAAAACUCGUUCACGUGUAUGUGUUAUCUUGUAGGCACCCAUGUCGACUUUCGCGUAGUUGCUAUAAUCACAGUAAUCUUCAUUUCUUGAAAGCACUAUAGAUCUCUAAAUACACAAUAGCUAACGCAUUUUUUCAUAAUCAAAAUAUAUGUUUAACCUCUAUUCCAAAAUAUAAUAUUCUAAGUAAUAACAGUUAAAAUAAAAUCCACAUACAUAGUCUUAAUCUGGUUUACAAUUGAUAAUACCAGCAACAAUAAACUCAACAGAAGUAAUGGUAAUAAGAAGUUAAAAAAAAACAAAAAAAAAACAAAACAAAACAAAACAAAAAAACAAAACAAAACAGCCUGGAGGUACUAAUGAUGUAAUACAGCUUACAAAUAGUUGAUUGUGUUUACAAAAACACCAAGAUUAAUUAUACACUUAUACCAGUAGAAAUAUAUUUCUAAGAAAUAAUUAUUAAAAAAAAUAAAAUAAAACAUAAAUUAAGUAUUAAUUCGAAUUCUAAAAAUUUAUAAAAUGAUAAAUUACAAAAUCAAUUAUGCACUUUUGAAAAGUAACUUAAAAUUGAAUUGAAUGACUUAAAAAAAAUAUGAAUAUUAAUCUACCAACUGUACAACAUUAAAUUUCAGGUAUGUUAUGGCUUUUUAUGAUAUUAAACCCCGUAUUGUUAAACAAUAGAGCAGCAAUUACGACCAAAAAACCAAAACCAAAUACACAAUAUUCAUAGCAUCCUCACUACCAUAAUAUACAAAAUUAGAAUUACUAUUAUUUCAAUAAAUUGUUAGUCAACCAAAAAUAUGGUAGCCUUUUAAAACAUUUUUGUGUAGCCUACGUAUUUACAAAGAAGCUAAAACCUACAGUUUUCAUUAAAAUAAAUCAUACGCUACCUUAAAAUUGCAAACGAUAUAUUUGGCUCUAAUACGUUGUCAUUUGAGAAUUCAUUACAAUUUUGAGAACUCGAGAAUACUUGCGGUUUUUUUAAGUGCGUUCAUGCACACGUCCGUCACACACGCACGCACGUACGCACAUAUCGGUCACAAGCAUGCACAUAAUAAUUCACGUGCACAAACACACCAUUCACGUACACAUAACACCAGCAGGCCUGCAGAUGUAUCUCUAACACGCAUAGAAGAAUAAAAUGCGGGUCUGUAAUUAAUUGGCAAAAAUUAAUUAACUAAUUAAUUAAGUAUGAAAAUUCACUAACUGAUCAUCCAUAAGUCCCACUAAAUGACUCCAGUAAUUUGUUUUAUCAAUAUUCCUAUUACAUAAUAACUCAUGUUAGUAGUUAUAAUAUUUGUUUAAAUUAUCAAAAUAUUUACAUUGAGAAUUUAUUAAAUUGAUAUCUAAAAAUUAAUUUGUCAAACUCAACCAUAAGUUGAUGCAUCAUUGUUAACACGUUUGAACCACAAAUUCAGACAUAACUCAACGCAUAAAUAGGAGAUAUAAUCAAUGUUAUAAGUACGUAAUGGUAGCAUAUUAGGGCUAUGUUGCAUAAGUGUUGAAAAUACAAAAAAAAAA